UCACAGGUAGAACCAUGUUGUUGGAUGACAUACACCACGCAUAGAGAUACCCAGGAAACACUACAAGCACUGGACAGUCUCGACCUUGACACCAACAAACCAACACAAGAAGAAAUUUUCAAAAAAUUCGGAUUAGAGAGUGACCACGAAAACGACUUUGCAGCCACCAAAACCGGAAAUGGAAACGGCAAGGGCGGGUUUUUUAUCUGCGGACGUAUAUACACAAAAUGGCGGAGGGUUAAACCAAAAGUGUGGGCCCUAUUCAAUGAGCCAUAUUCAUCCAGUGGUGCCAAGAUUCUAGCCACGUUAUCAGUCUUCUUCAUCCUUCUCUCCAUAGUCACGUUCUGCUUAAAAACUCACCCCUACAUGAGAGUCCCCACCGACCAACAACAGCCGCAGCAUCACCAUGACAACCACCCACAUUCGGCUUUCUUCUUCAUCGAGUGUGCCUGCAACGUUUGGUUCACAUUCGAAUACUUGGUCCGAUUCGUUGUCAGUCCGAAUCGAUUUGAUUUUUUACGAGCUCCGGUCAAUAUAAUCGAUCUGCUAGCCACGCUCUCAUUUUACGUUGACGCGAUUGCGGCUCGCUUGCGUCUGCCGCGGGAAGCUCUUGAUUUUUUCAACGUCAUCCGCAUAAUGCGUUUGUUUCGGCUGACUCGACAUUCACCUGGCUUGAAGAUUCUCAUCCACACAUUCAAAGCUAGCGCUCACGAACUCAUGCUGCUCAUCUUCUUCCUCGUCAUCGGAGUCAUCAUCUUCGCCUCACUCAUCUACUACGCAGAAAGAAGCCAGCCGAACGAACGCAACGAUUUCCAGUCCAUUCCAGUUGGUUUGUGGUGGGCUAUCGUCACCAUGACGACAGUUGGCUACGGUGACAUGACUCCCAAGACUUAUUUGGGGAUGUUGGUGGGUUCGGUGUGCGCCAUCAUGGGCGUCCUGACGAUCGCUCUACCUGUCCCUGUUAUCGUCAGCAACUUCGCCCUCUUCUACUCGCACACGCAAGCUCGAGCCAAGCUGCCAAAAAAGAGACGCCGUGUUCUUCCGUCGGAAGCCGUGCGUCCCAAGAGGAACCCCGGCAAGCGUACCGGGAGUACUGGAGGAGUCUCCGAAAAUGGAGAUCAUCGUCAUCACCUCUUGAAGAUGAACUUUCAUCACCAUCACAACCAUCAGCAGCAGUUUCCAAACGAUCGAGUGAGUAACACAAACCUGCACAACAACAACAUGGACGACGACAACACCAUCGUCACCACAACUGUCGUCACUAGCAACAUUGAAUUUUCAAGCAUACAACAGAAUGAACGACGACAGUUGGCAAGCCGACAUAGCGACUCCACGCGACAAACGUUGCUCAAAAGAUUCUCUCUGCGCAAGAAGCGACCAAGUGGUCUGUCUGCUGCUGCUGUUUUUUUUCAUUUCAAAUUCAUUUUUCUCAUUUUUCAUUUGUAA
Helobdella robusta is the source of this 1446-nucleotide messenger RNA. RefSeq lists its product as hypothetical. The annotation marks the transcript as partial. NCBI's taxonomy places the organism in Eukaryota, Metazoa, Annelida, Clitellata, Rhynchobdellida, Glossiphoniidae. The record is from RefSeq and is a predicted model, not a curated record. Gene Ontology annotation, biological process: potassium ion transmembrane transport. Gene Ontology annotation, molecular function: delayed rectifier potassium channel activity. Gene Ontology annotation, cellular component: dendrite membrane; axon; voltage-gated potassium channel complex. The transcript has 3 exons.